Messenger RNA from Triplophysa rosa, 3412 nucleotides. It is a transcript of the gene myoc, whose product is annotated as myocilin. NCBI's taxonomy places the organism in Eukaryota, Metazoa, Chordata, Actinopteri, Cypriniformes, Nemacheilidae. Gene Ontology annotation, biological process: signal transduction; osteoblast differentiation. The record is from RefSeq and is a predicted model, not a curated record. Gene Ontology annotation, cellular component: Golgi apparatus. The transcript is spliced from 5 exons. The coding region runs from base 304 to 1752 and encodes 482 amino acids.
ACGUGCCCAGACUCAGAGAACCUGACUCCAGACCUGAAGACACAUUUAAACUUAUCAACCACCAAUCAGAGUAAACAACCAAGAGGGAGAAAGAGUGAACGCAAGAGAUUGAAAAGAUUUAGAUUAGAAAGGUCAUCAAAGGAACGUCGAGAAGUUUUCGGCUCUGGUUACGCUUGUGAGGUGCACAGAUAAAGCCAUUAAUAGAAGCAGGUAAAAAAAAACAGGAGAAAGAGUAUUGCCAACUCCAAUUUGUGGUGAAAGAACUAGGGAGAUAUAAACAGAAACAAGUUUUCGGGUCUCACCAUGUGGUUUUUGGCAACCUUGUGCGUUUCAUGCCUGCUGAUGGGCACCCAGGCUCAGAGCAGAGCUAGUUUUCGUCGAUCGAAUGAUCGUAAUGGCCGUUGUCAGUACAGCUUCACGGUGGACAGCCCCACAGAGGCCAGCUGUCCAUCACCCGGUUCAAGCCCCGAGAUGGAUUCCCUGAAGUCUCGUCUGGGGCUGCUGGAAGCGCUGGUCACCCGUCUGGCCGGAGGAGAAGCCGUGUCCGAGUUCUCACAAAGCUCUGGAUCUCAGUCAGGCAUCCAGGAUGCCUAUAACCAAGCCAUGGAAGAGAAAGCCCAGCUCCAGAGAGAGAAGCAAAGACUGGACAGACAGGUUCAGGAUCUUCAGAGGAGGAUGGAGGAGCUCCGUCAGGAAGCAGAGAGGCUGAGAAACAAACCCUGCACGCCACAACCUCCACCCAGAGGGCUGAUAAAUGACAACGGCUUCAGACCGGGAUCAGAGAUGGCGAUAGAGAGACAAAAGUUACAGACUGCAGCUUUAACUAAAGGACCUGCACCCUCUCACCUGAUAUCCAUACCUGAGAAAACAGAAGAUCGCAGUUUAGGUACAAGAUAUCAAGAGUUGACAGCCGUGGUGACUGAAAUUUCUGCCCCAAAUCUGGAUGGUCCAGCAGACAUCACAGGUUGUGGUGACCUGGUGUGGGUAGGAGAGCCUGAGAUACAUCGUAAGGCUGAUAGUAUCGCCGGUAAGUACGGUGUCUGGAUGCAGGACCCUGAAGCCAAAGACCCUUACGGUUCAGAGAUGGUGUGGCGCAUCGACGCAGUGGGCUCCGACGUGCGUCAACUCAUCGGGUACGAAAAUAUGGACCAGCUGACACGAGGCUUCCCCACCAAGGUCCUCCUCCUUCCAGAGGGUAUGGAGAGCACCGGCGCCACCAUGUACGACGGGUCCUUGUACUACCAACGCAGGCUCAGCCGCACACUCAUAAGAUACGAUCUACUCUCUGAGAACAUCGCCGCACGCCGCGACCUUCCCCAUGCUGGCUUCCACGGUCAGUUCCCAUACUCCUGGGGAGGCUAUACGGACAUUGACCUGGCUGUAGACGAAAAUGGUUUGUGGGCCAUCUACAGCACCAACAAGGCCAAGGGCGCCAUCGUGAUCUCCCAGCUGGACCCUCAUAGCCUGGAAGUGAAGGGGACAUGGGAGACUAAGAUCCGGAAAACAACGGUGGCUAAUACUUUUAUGAUCUGUGGCAAGCUGUACACAAUCGCUAGUUACACCUCACCCAACACCACCGUGAAUUACAUGUACGACACGGCAACCAGUCAGGGGAAAGCCAUCUCAGUGCCCUUCAAAAACCGUUAUCGCUACAACAGCAUGGUAGACUACAACCCGGUGCACAGAAAGCUGUACGCUUGGGAUAACUAUUACAUUGUGUCUUAUAAAGUGAGGCUAGGCAAGCAGGAGUAAUGUAAAGAGAUGUUUAUAUUACGAAGCUUAUAAGAGUUUUGUUUUACCAACCAGCUGUUGUUGGAUUCAUUGAUAUUCAUAGACAAGGAUAGACAAUUUGAGAGCUGAAAAGAAACCAAAAAGGAAUAACAUUCACAAAUCAUUAAUAGUGCAGAUGACAAUAAUAAUAAUAUCAUAAUUAGUAUAUGUGACCGUGGACCACAAAACGAGUCAUGUGUCAAUUUUUUUUAAAUUGAGAUUAAUACAUCAUGACAUAACAUAAUAAAUAAGCUUCCCAUUGAUUUAUGGUUUGUUAGGAUAGGACAAUAUUUGGCCGAGACAACUAUUUGAAAAUCUGGAAUCUAAAUAUUGAGACAAUAGCAUUAAAAGUUGUCCAUCAGAGGCGCUGUAGCAGGCCGUUGCUAAGAAGAAACAGGUUUGUUUUAACGCUCUCUAUUGUUGCACCGCUGUUAGAGUAGAUGAAUCCGAAAUCCUAAGAUACAUACAUAGAUACCAAACUUGAGUGGGUAAUUCCUAAAGAGCGGUCAGAAGUGAGCAAAGUUCGUAGGCGUGUUUACAGCCAUUUUUGUUUGCGAUUUUGAUGCAUCCACUCACAAAAAUGAUCGUUAAUACCCUAAUGAUUUUUGGCAUAAAAGAAAAAUGGAUAAUUUUGACCCAUACAAUGUAUUGUUGGCUAUUGCUACAAUUAUACCUGUGCUACUUUUGAAUGGUUUUGUGGUCCAGGGUCACAUAUAAGAACUAAUAUUUUCGACUUAAAAUUUUUGAUCAAAUUAAGCACAAAAUACCUGUCAUUUUUCUUGAUAACGUAAAAACAAAGCUAGCCACAAUACCAUUGAGCACUUGCAUUUACACAAAUAAAUUAAUUUAUAUUUUUGUAUCUUUGUCUGCGAUGCUUGUAGUGGUAAAUAUGCUAAAAGUUUUUUUCCUUUGACCAACAAAUUCAUUAAUUAAUGAAAUGAGGUUGCAUUUUUUUCCUCUGUGGAUCUUAUUGUGUAUAGAGAAACUAUUUUUCUACCUUUGUAAGUAAUGUCUUGUCUUUUGUGUUUACAGCACUGAUUUUAAGUUCAAGGAAGAGGGAAAAUAUACAGUAAUGACAGUUAAAGGAAUAGUUCACCCAAAAGUGAAAAUUCUGUCAUUAUUUACUCACGCUCUUGUCAUUUUAAACCUGUAUGACUUCCUUUCCUGCACAAACACAAAAGAUAUUUUGAAUAAUGUUGGUAACCGAACAGCGCCGGCACACAUUCAGUUCUUGCAUGGACACAAAACCAAUGCAAGUGAAUGGGUGCCAGUUAACAAUGUUCUUCAAAAUAUCAUCUUUUGUGUUAUGCAGAAGACAGACACUCAUAUAGAUUUGAAAUGACAAGAGCAUGAAUAAACGAUGGCAGAUUUUUCAUUUUGGGUGAACUGUCACUUUAAGGACUGCCUUUUAACUGAUAGAAUGUAUAAAGAGGUAGACAACUCAAAUAUAACCUUUACAUUACUAAUUUGUGUACUUGAUUCACGCAUUUCAACUUUGUACACAAAUGUCCCUUCUGUCUCUUUGAAUUUGCCUUUAAUGACAUACUCAUGUGCUGCUGAGAUCUGGGAUCUUGUAGCUACAAGUGUAUUAACUUAUAUGCAAAUACAUCAGAUCAUAAGAAUAAAGUAAAGAAUAAACCAU